Messenger RNA from Drosophila pseudoobscura, 868 nucleotides. RefSeq names its product Peptidoglycan recognition protein SD (gene PGRP-SD). Bases 1 to 729 code for a protein of 242 amino acids. The transcript is spliced from 2 exons. Gene Ontology annotation, biological process: peptidoglycan catabolic process. Lineage: Eukaryota; Metazoa; Arthropoda; Insecta; Diptera; Drosophilidae. Gene Ontology annotation, molecular function: zinc ion binding; N-acetylmuramoyl-L-alanine amidase activity. The record is from RefSeq and is a predicted model, not a curated record.
AUGGAUGGUAGCUGUACGGAUCGCACCUGUCACAUCUUUGACUUGCGUCAUGGCAUACGACUUGUCGGGGGGAAAAAGCUAUCGCCCAAGGGCCACGCGGUUUAUCAGCGACCAAUAAGAGCGGCUCUAGGCCCAGAUCACUCCCAGUUGAUCAACAGACACGGUGCCAGAAUGAUCGCAACGUGGUUCGUGCUGCUUGCUGUGGCGCUCACAGCCGUCGCUGCCGAUGUCCCGGUGGUGACGAGAGCCGAAUGGAAUGCUCGGCCAGCUAGUGGGGAUAUUGACAGCAUGGAGACACCUCUGGCCCGAGCCGUGAUCGCCCACACGGGCGGAGGCGGCUGCAGUGACGAUCAGGGCUGUGCGAACCUGAUGCGCAAUCUGCAGCAGUACCAGAUGACGAGGCAGAGGUUCUCCGACAUAGGCUACCACUAUUUGAUCGGCGGCAAUGGACGCGUCUACGAGGGUCGAAGCCCCAGUCAGCGGGGAGCAUUUGCCGGUGCCAACAAUGAGGGUUCCUUGGGCAUCGCGUUCAUGGGCAACUUCGACGAGCAACCGCCAAGCGAUGCGGCCCUGGAGGCUGGAAAGUCUCUUCUAGAGCAGGCUGUUGGGCAGGGCCAGCUGGCGGAGGGCUAUCAGCUGCUGGGGCACCGCCAGGUGAGCGCCACAAAGAGUCCCGGGGAUGCAUUGUACACCCUGGUGCAGCAGUGGCCCCACUGGAGCGAGAUCUGAAACGAAAACGAUAAGCAGAUGCGAUAGGGACGGGAUGGGGCUUAGAUUUAGACACGUAAAGACCAUUCCUUACACAUUUAUUGUAAAUAUAAUUAUGUAUAAUUUGUUGCUUGCUUAAAUACGAAUACUAAAAUUUUAA